UCCCUGAAAAACGGUGGACGGGCGUCUGAUAAAAUGGCCAACAACACGACAGGAACGGUACUACCCACUGAUCCAAGCCUUGCGGCGGCAAACGGAACUACAGAGGCUUUGGUUUUCCCGACAGCCAGCAAUGCCACAACGAUAGCACCUUUGGCGGACAACAUAACGUCCACGAUAGUGAACGCUGUCACCAACUUUACCUCAGCUGUGACGGACCUGGUGACCAACACAACCGCCAAUAUCAAUGCUACGGAAAUAACAACACCGACUGUGCUACCAAACACAACCGUCUUUGCUCAACCCACCCUUACAGCAUCAACAAUCGCCCCGACGGUUUCCAAUGGAACUACAGCAUCGCUAAAUGGUUCUACAUCGUCCUCAUUAUUUACAACGAUCACGAGAGAACUGAGCACACUUUCUGCUGACUUGAGCACCGCUGUUUCCACAGCGAGCUCCACUAUAUGUGACAACCUGUGCCAAAGUAUUGGGAGUUGUCAAUACAACGAGACGAGCACCCGCUGCGACUGUCCGCUAGAUGGCGCUCCUGCCCAGUGCGACUCCUUCGCUGAAAGUUGCUCCAACACAACAGCACUAACUUGUACGUCAAACUGCACCAGGAUGUUGUAUGGGCUCCAAGAAUACGUCAGCUGCGAGUGUAUACAGGAAGAAAUAUGUGGACCGGUCCCUGUCCCCGCCAAACAAGAUAACCUGGCGCUCAUCCUAGGCCUCACCUUGGGCCUCCUCUUUGCCCUCAUCUUCCUCAUCGCCCUCCUGUACUGCUUCUGCACGACCAAGAAGCGGCGCGCCACCAAGGGUUCCUACAACCCCAGCGCGCAGGAGAAGAAGGCGGGGGCGCAGGUUAUCGGCAUCACGGACCUCAUGCCUCUGCCGCCCAUGGAGAGGCUCAUCUAGCUCACAUCGGGGCAAGAUGACCAACUUGAAAGGAUUCUAGCUAUUUAGCACUUGUGAGUUGGGCUGUGUACCUAAAACCUGUGCCUGUACCUGUAAAAUUGUUUAGGUUCAGGUCCGAAUCUAAAACCCGUACCGGUACCUGUACCUGUAAAAUUGUUUAGGUACAGUUCCGUUCCAUCUGGUGUACUUGUACCUGAACCUGUACCCGAACAAACUAAAGCAUUGCUGUAGUGGACACCAUUUUAAGGCUACUAAUACGUAAAUCAUGAUUCAAUGAUGACAAUUGUGAUGAUAUUCGAGUUGAAAAUCAACAAAACAUGAAAAAAUCGUUUGGAGACUCAAAAUGUAAAUCACUGAAAAGGGCAAUUCUUAACUUGAAUAACUUACAAAUAAUUGAUCAACCUUAGGUACAGGUACAGGUCCGAACUUGCACCUAAACCUGUGUAUCCGUUCUGUACCUGUAUCUAAGAUUUGUUUUAGUACACAGCUCUCAGUAUAUCGAAAGAUUAUAUAGCACAUUAAUGUACGACGAUUGUGUAUUUUUGCGAAGAGUUCGCAGCUAGCCGGAGAGAUGGAUUUCAAAUCAUGUGAUAAGUUUUGUCCCAUGAAUUUUAUACCAGUAUUAUGACUGAAGAAUGAGGGAUGGACUUUGAUAUUUUUGGCGGGUUACAGAAGAUUCUUUAAAGGCGAAUUUAGCGGUCAAGUCUAUUUGAGUGCGCCAGAGCCAGCAUCUUGUAGAUACGAAUCUCGUUCAUCAAUUACGAUUUGCUUCACAGGCUGAAAUUUCUCCCAAACCUAUGAUGCGAAUGAAGCUAUUGAAUUCAUUCACAAGGCUAUCUAUAUAUAGGAUCUAUGUUAGCAAUAGUAUAGGGAAGUGUAUACAAGAUAUAUAGAUGUAACCGUUAUGUUAUACGAAUAUGCCUAUACUCUGUGAUUACACUACAGUUGUGCCUUUCUAUGGCUUUUCAUAAUAACCAAGGCAUUGAAAAAUGGGAAAAUGUUGUAAUUCUAUCGCUUAUGGUUUAGAUGCGUUGGCAAUCACCGUAUCAUUUUGAAACUAUUUUACAGAACACUUUUAUACAAACCUUUUAUAACAGUACGAAAAUUCUCAUAUGUAUAUGUAUAUACUAACUAUACAGACCCAAUGGAAUGCACUGACCUUGUACUUUAUCUUCUCAUGUACAUUGGUAAACUCGUAUUUAUAGCUUUUUAUACUUCAAGAUAGCUGGACUGAAUUUUAUAUGAUACCAGGAAAUUGCAUUUGUACAGAAUUCAUUGCAGUGUAGAAAUAUCAUAACCUAAUAACGUAAUCGAUUAUAAUUGACAUAAUUCAAUGUAUGGUUAAAGGUUUAAGAAAGGAACGCAUAGAACACAAUCUAUGUGGUCAUUCAGGUCGACAAGAAAGAAAUGAACUUGUAUUUUUGAUUGUUUCCUUCAACAACGAAUGUAACAUUCAAAUAGAGAAAAGUAUCGAUAGAUAUACCUUUUUCUCAUAUUAGCAAACCAUGGAUAUAUAUAAUACAAUCAUUAAAAUUGAAACGUUCCUAAUAAAA
This is a messenger RNA of Branchiostoma floridae (Florida lancelet), 2465 nucleotides long. RefSeq lists its product as uncharacterized. The transcript has 3 exons. The coding region runs from base 34 to 912 and encodes 292 amino acids. The record is from RefSeq and is a predicted model, not a curated record. NCBI's taxonomy places the organism in Eukaryota, Metazoa, Chordata, Leptocardii, Amphioxiformes, Branchiostomatidae.